This is a messenger RNA of Prunus mume (Japanese apricot), 1479 nucleotides long. RefSeq names its product transcription factor MYB46. NCBI's taxonomy places the organism in Eukaryota, Viridiplantae, Streptophyta, Magnoliopsida, Rosales, Rosaceae. The record is from RefSeq and is a predicted model, not a curated record.
CACAAUGAGGAAGCCAGAGCCCUCAGCAGCAGCGGCAAAGAACAACAACAAUAAUUCCAACAACACCAGUAAGCUGAGAAAGGGUUUGUGGUCACCAGAAGAGGAUGACAAGCUGAUGAGCUACAUGAUCAACAAUGGCCAAGGCUGCUGGAGCGAUGUAGCCAGAAAUGCUGGCCUGCAGAGGUGUGGCAAGAGUUGCAGGCUGCGUUGGAUCAACUACCUGAGGCCUGACUUGAAACGAGGCGCCUUUUCCCCCCAAGAAGAAGAACUCAUCAUCCAUUUACAUUCUCUCCUUGGAAACAGGUGGUCACAAAUUGCAGCACGCUUGCCAGGGAGAACUGACAAUGAAAUAAAGAAUUUCUGGAAUUCAACAAUAAAGAAAAGGCUAAAGAAUUUGUCAUCCUCUAAUGCCUCACCGAACACAAGCGAUUCAUCCUCGGAGCCUAAAGAUCAUCAUGCUAUGCUGGCAGGAGGGUUCAUUCCUGGCCAAGAACAUGGCAUGAUGCCUCUUUACAUGGAUUCAUCACCGUCGUUGAUGCAGUCUACGGUCCUCAACCACAUGUUCGAUCCGUUGCCUAUGCUCGAUCACGCCAGCCUAACCUUGCCCGGCGGUGCAGGUGGAUACUACAAUGCCACCCCAUGCACCACACAAAUCAAUGGAGUUGGAGGUGAUUGCUGUUUUGGAGACAAUGGAGUGUUUGGGGUUGGUGGGGGUGUUGACAUUGGGGUAGAAGGAGAGAUAUUUGUUCCUGCCCUAGAGUGUGUGAGCACUGAAGAUCAAAAUCUUAAAACUGAACCCAUCUAUGAUCAUAGGAACACCACUAAUGGCAAUUACUACAAUAAUAUAAAUAGUAUCACCAACACUAAUUACAAUAACAAUAUUAAAGUUGAGAAUAUUGGGGUGGGAAAUUACUAUGAUGACCAGGAAGAGCUAACAAUGGGGGAGUGGGACUUGGAGGAUCUGAUGAAGGAUGUUUCUUCUGCCUCCUUUCCUUUUCUUGACCAUCGAAGUUGAAUCAUUGCCUUCCAAUAUUUUCCAACGAUCUUUUUUCUUUUCUAUCUCUUUUUUCUUCACAUACUUCUUGAUUUAUUUUCAUUUUUCAAACAUUUGAGAUCCUCCUUUCGUUCCAGAAGACUUCCUAGUCAUAGAAUCAAGUAAAAAAAACAGUGUUUUCUUUCUACUUGUAUUACAACCUGGUAUAAGAAGACCUAGAUGAAGUGGUGGGAAUGGGGCUGAAAUAAAGGUCACACUUGCGUAUAUAUAAAGUGACCGGCUGGGGCAGUUUUGUAUGGCGCUGAGAAGCUUCAAUGGUGUCAUACUUGUGAAGGAAGAUGUGAAUAGCUCAUAAAGGUAGGGAGAGAGAUACAUGAAGAUUAAUUAAUAAUAAUUAGUUGGUAUAUAACAGAUAUGAAUUGUAGUUAUUAUGAGAUAUGUACAAAAAGAAUGGCUGGUGGAAUUUUGUUUUCAGUGGGAGAUAA